Quercus lobata is the source of this 2359-nucleotide messenger RNA. RefSeq names its product STAS domain / Sulfate transporter family (gene AST56). The transcript has 12 exons. Gene Ontology annotation, biological process: sulfate transmembrane transport. NCBI's taxonomy places the organism in Eukaryota, Viridiplantae, Streptophyta, Magnoliopsida, Fagales, Fagaceae. Bases 112 to 2094 code for a protein of 660 amino acids. Gene Ontology annotation, cellular component: membrane. The record is from RefSeq and is a predicted model, not a curated record. Gene Ontology annotation, molecular function: secondary active sulfate transmembrane transporter activity.
ACAGGUUAUCCAAAAAAAAAAAAAAAAAAUAGGAGGCAUACAUAUUAGUAUAUAACAGGUAACACAGAGAGUUCACCCAAACACUUCAACUUUUUGAAAGUUCAAACAACCAUGGGUUCAGUUCCAAUUGAGACCUUCAGUAUAGAGGAGAAGCAGCUGGACAUAGAGGAUUCUAGUCCAGUUCAGAGGGCUGAAUGGGUUCUCAAUUCUCCUGAUCCACCACCUCUAUGUCACGAGCUUAUAAGUUCAAUCAAACAGACAGUGUUUCCUCAUGGAAAAAAACACUCUUCGUCUUCCAAGAAGCAAACCCCAAGGGAUUAUGCUGCUUCAUUCCUGCAGGGUCUAUUUCCAAUCCUCAGGUGGGGAAGGAAUUACAAGGCAUCAAAGUUUAAAAGCGAUUUGAUGGCAGGUUUGACACUGGCUAGCCUUAGCAUCCCUCAGAGUAUUGGAUAUGCUAGUUUAGCAAAACUUGAUCCUGAAUAUGGCCUGUACACAAGCGUUGUCCCACCUCUGAUUUAUGCUCUAAUGGGGAGUUCAAGAGAGCUAGCUAUUGGACCAGUAGCCGUAGUUUCCAUUCUGAUGUCUUCCAUGGUUCCAAAUAUACAAGAUCCUGUGGCUGAUCCCAUUGCCUACAGAAAUCUUGUUUUCACGGUUACCUUCUUCGCCGGAACUUUCCAAGCUGUGUUCGGAAUGUUCAGAUUGGGCUUCCUUAUUGAUUUUCUUUCACAUGCUGCAAUUGUUGGAUUCAUGGCGGGUGCAGCCAUUAUUAUUGGUCUUCAACAACUAAAAGGGCUAUUUGGGUUUAGUCACUUUACCAACAAAACUGACGUAGUAUCUGUCUUAGAGUCUGUUUUUGAAUCACUUCACAGUGAAUGGUUUCCUCUGAAUUUUGUCCUUGGUUGUUCAUUCCUGAUCUUCCUCCUAGUCGCCAGGUUUAUAGGCAGAAGAAACAAAAAGCUCUUCUGGUUGCCUACUAUUGCUCCUCUUAUAGCAGUUAUAUUAUCCACUUUGAUAGUGUUUCUGACCAAAGCUGAUAAGCAUGGAGUUAAGAUAAUAAAACACAUCAAAGUAGGCGUGAAUCGAAGUUCAGUUAAUCAGUUACAAUUCCACGGUCCACAUGUUGGACAAGCAGCAAAAGUUGGACUAAUUACUGCAAUUAUUGCUCUCACGGAAGCCAUUGCUGUUGGCCGAUCUUUUGCUUCCAUUAGAGGCUACCAUCUUGAUGGGAACAAAGAAAUGGUAGCCAUGGGUUUUAUGAACAUUGCAGGGUCUUUAACAUCAUGCUAUGUGGCAACUGGUUCAUUCUCACGGACAGCUGUAAAUUUCAGUGCAGGAUGUCAAACGGUGGUAUCAAAUAUAGUGAUGGCCAUUACUGUGCUUGUAUCACUUGAAUUGCUAACUAGGCUCUUGUACUUCACCCCCAUUACAAUCCUAGCUUCAAUCAUUCUAUCUGCUCUUCCUGGACUUAUAGACAUAAAUGAAGCUUUCUAUAUCUGGAAAGUUGACAAAAUGGAUUUUCUUGCGUGUCUUGGUGCAUUUAUUGGGGUCCUGUUUGCAUCAGUGGAGAUUGGCCUUAUGGUUGCGGUAGCAAUCUCAUUUGCAAAAAUAUUACUAAAAUCAAUUCGCCCUGGCAUAGAAGAACUAGGUAGACUUCCUGGAACAGAUAUCUUCUGUGACAUCAGUCAAUAUCCGAUGGCCAUUAAAACUCCAGCAAUCAUAACUAUCCGUGUCAAUUCUUCCUUAUUAUGCUUCGCUAAUGCCAAUUUCAUAAGAGAAAGGAUAGUAAGGUGGGUGACAGAACAUGAAAAUGAAAUGAAAGACAAUGCAAACGGAAGCGUUCAAGCAGUAAUCCUUGACAUGUCCAACAUGAUGAGCAUUGACACUUCAGGAAUUGUUGCACUACAGGAACUGCACAAAGAGUUGGUUUCUCAUGGCAUAGAAUUAGCUAUGACCAACCCAAGGCAGCAGGUGAUUCACAAGCUGAAGUUGGCCAACUUUUUAGAUAAACUUGGAAGAGGGUGGAUUUUCCUCACCGUCGGUGAAGCUGUAGAUGCAUGUCUUAAUUCUAACUUGGUUAGUCUUAGCAGCUGUUAAUGGCUCUAUGAGGUCUUGAAUGUAUACUAAUUAAGUCGGCUAGCUAAUUUUGUGACAUAUAUCCCUUAAGAAAUUCACAAUAGUACCGGAUGUUGUGACCAUGAACUAUAGAGUGUGAUGAAGCAGAAAACUGUAGCUCAUCAAUAUGCUCCUCGUCAGUAUGAUAGACGACCUGUAAAACCUGGGUCACAAAAAGCACUCAAUAGAUAAGGGCACCGGUUUGGGGCUUGCCAAGGACCCUCCGAUGCUUAAGUUAGCUUAUUCU